AUGCCUCAUGCAGUAGCAGCGGCAACAGCAGCAGCAGCAACACCAGCCGAGGCCGUUUUGGGACAGCUGCAGCAGCAGCACCAGCAGCAGCAGCAGCAGCAACAUGGGGGAUAUGAAGAAUACUUGCGGCGAGGCCCCAGACUCCAAAGCGAUGUCAGCCCCACUUCCCAGCAGCAGCAAAAUGAGCUGCUGCUGACAGUCCAGCAGCAGCAGCAGCAGCAGCAGCUGAGACAGCAGCAGCAGCAGUUGCGUACGCUGCAGCAGCAGCUGGAGGCCCAGAACUUGGCGGCCUCAGCCCCAGGGGCGCAGCAGCGGCGGCUGCAGGCUCUAGACAACUGGAUAUGGCCCCAGCAGCAGCAGCAGCAGCAGCAGCAAGCAGCAGCAGCAGCAGCACAACGACAACGACGCAGCCGCCCCCCCCGCUGCAGCAAACCACCAAAACCCUCAGCAGGGCCCUCGAAUUAG
This is a messenger RNA of Eimeria tenella, 465 nucleotides long. RefSeq lists its product as uncharacterized. NCBI's taxonomy places the organism in Eukaryota, Apicomplexa, Conoidasida, Eucoccidiorida, Eimeriidae. The coding region runs from base 1 to 465 and encodes 154 amino acids. The transcript has 2 exons. The record is from RefSeq and is a predicted model, not a curated record.